Molecule: messenger RNA, 330 nt
Organism: Clunio marinus
Lineage: Eukaryota; Metazoa; Arthropoda; Insecta; Diptera; Chironomidae
Source: the annotation of a GenBank genome assembly
AUGAAAAGCAACAACAUCGCGCAACCGAAUAUGUCCCAGUACUCGGUCACGAAGCCACCGGGAGAAUGCGUUAACGCACAACAGCACAAUCGAGAUGGAUUACAAGAUAGUUUAGCUCCACAAUAUCGAGAAGAGCAAGACGAUCGCUUCAGACGCUUCACUAACCGAGUAAAAGAGUAUGGCCCGGGACAUGGAAACGCCGGUAGGAUAGCAAUAAGCUAUGUACGAACUAGAUGGCUGAAUCGGCCGAUCUUAGCCCGAGACAAGAGAAUCCAACAACAUCAGAACAGGCUCGCUUCACCCAUCGCUACUAUUGUCUUUCCAUCAUAA